UGACCACGCUUUUUUAGAAAUCCUUCAGAUCUGAGACCUCGGGAACACCCAGAGAACUGAACCACUCAAUGAUGUUUUCAGCAGAGUCCUUUUCGGCAACUUAUGAAGCUGGUUUUUAAACCCAACAGUUUGUCUCCAGAUGAGUUAAUAAAUAUCUGCUCAUCUCGUCUGUUUCCAGCAGAGCGGCAAAAUGGCAACUGCAGAAACAGGAAACCUUCAACCCCUCAGACACAGCAGCAGCAACCCCGACAUAAAACCUUCCAUGUCUGAGCUGAGGGUUGUUCUGCUGGGGAACAGCUGUUCUUUGAGGAGAAACGUGGGGAACUUCAUACUGGGAGAGAAUGAGUUCAGCACCGAGGAGCCGGACUGCUGUAAGACAAGUAGACCACUGAAGGAGAAGAACCUAGUUCUCAUCAACACUCCAGAUCUGCUGCUUCCAAACAUCUCUCAGGACAAAUUGAAGGAACAUGUGAACAACUGUGUGAGGCUCUCUGAUCCUGGACCUAAUGUGUUCCUGCUGGUUCUACAGCCUGAAGACUUCACUGAGGAGCAAAAACAGAGGCUCUGCAGAGCCCUUCAACUGUUCAGUGAUCGAUCAUUUGACCAUUCACUAAUUUUCAUGUCAACAUCCAGAGAAGAGAGCUCAUUUGAAAACUGUAUGACUCAUCCACCGCUAAAAGAAAUUAUCAGAAUGUGCAGCUACAGAUACCUGUGGCAGAAGAGCAUUGAACGUUCAGAGCUGUUAACACGUUUGAUUCAAACAGCAAAGGAGAUAAAUGAAGAUCAUCUGAGCUGUGAUGUAUUUGAGGAUGAGGAUGGCGGAUUAUUCAUGAGACCAAAGUGUGUUUUAAACCUGGUUCUGUGUGGGAGGAGAGGAGCAGGGAAGACGUCAGCAGCCAAGGCCAUUUUAGGUCAGACUGAGCUUCAUUCAGUCUCCAACUCAUCAGAGUGUGUUAAACAUCAGGGAGAGGUGUGUGGACGUUGGGUUUCCCUGGUGGAGCUGCCUGCCUUGUAUGGAAAACCUCAGGAGGCAGUGAUGGAGGAAUCACUCAGGUGUAUCUCCCUCUGUGAUCCUGAGGGUGUCCAUGCCUUCAUCCUGGUCCUACCUGUGGCUCCCCUCACUGAUGAAGACAAGGGAGAGUUAGAGACCAUCCAGAACACAUUCAGCUCUCGAGUCAAUGACUUCACCAUGAUUCUGUUCAUUGUGGACUCAGAUCCUACAGAUCGAGCUGUUGGUAACUUUGUAAAGGAUAAUGAAGACAUCCAGGAGCUCUGUGAGAGCUGUGGAGGAAGAUCUGUUGUUCUCAACAUCAAAGAGAAACGGCAGAUCCCACAGCUGUUAGAUACUGUGGAAAAGAUGAUAGUUAAAGAGUUCGGGUGCUUCUCCAAGGACACAGUCAUCAAGGGUCUGACUGAGAUGGUGAGGAAGCUUCCAGCUGAACAGAGGAGUGAGGUGGGAGGUGCUGAUGGAAAACAGAGAAGAGCGAGAGAACGUAAAAUCAGUGAGAUGAGUGACGACACAAAGGAAGUCCCACAGACAGACGUGGAGAGAGUUUUGAAAGAGAAGGAUGAAGAGAUGAAGAGGAGAGACGAGGACCUCAAGAAAAAACACGAGGAAGAGUUGAAAGCUCUGCGCAUGAAAAUCAGUGAGCAGACAGGACAGAUUGAAGAGGAGAGAAAACGGAGAGCAAAUGAGCUGAAGGAAAAAGAUGAAUCCAUCAACAAGGAGCGCAAAGAGCGAAAGAGAGAACGAGAGGAGGAGACGAAGAGACAGAAAAAACAAGAAGAAGUGAGAGUUCAGUCAGAAAGAGAACAAAAGGAAGCAGCUGAGAAGAAGCUGGAGCAGCACAGGAGAGAGAUGAAGAAAGAGCGAGAGGCUUGGAGCAAAGAAAGAAAGGAGAUCUGGGAGCGAUGUCAUCAGGAGCAAAAACAGAACCUGGAGGAGGUGAAAGCAAACUACAGAAAGCUGCAGGAAGAGUAUCAGUGGAAGAGGAAGAAGUGGACGUAUUCAUGGGUUGCUGCCUUAUUGUCAUUAAUAAUAAUUUUAUUAUAUUAUGUAUUUACCACAAACACUACAGAGAGCGCAACGGCAGAGAAGGGUCUGUGAGCUUGUAGCGUUUGCUGAGAUGUAAACUACCCUGAUGGAGUUUGUUCAAGCUACUUUAAAUAAGAGUGAAAUUACUCAUUUACACUUCAAAUGGAAUCAUGAACUAUAGUAAAAAAAGUCACAUCCUGCUGCCACUCAACAAAACAAACAUCAAGCUGUAAUUACAAAAAGUGGACGUCUCACUUUUUCCAGGAAUGUGCAGAACAAACUGCUUUUUUUUUGCGUUUGCAAAGUACAUUUCUCACUGCUGUGCACAAAAAUACAUCAGCUUCAGAAAAACCUGUGAAACAAGUUUUGACUCAAGUGAAAUUCUUGUCCAUUAAGUCAUUGUGAUAUCAAAUCCCAAAGAGGAGGGCUCAUCUGAGGA
Molecule: messenger RNA, 2474 nt
Organism: Neolamprologus brichardi
Lineage: Eukaryota; Metazoa; Chordata; Actinopteri; Cichliformes; Cichlidae
Source: RefSeq, a predicted model, not a curated record